AUGGCUAGUGAAAUUUCCACUGCCAAUCGUGUGUCGGAGGGGGACCUUCAGGUGCUUCAGAAUUUAGGCAUUUCGGUUGUGAAUCAGAGGCCUAUGAAGGUUCAGGUUGUUCGUUGGUUGAGGCCUCCUUCGGGCAGAUUGAAAUUGAACCUGGAUGGUAGUUGUCGUGGAAACCCGAGCAUAGGUGGAGGUGGGGGGAUUCUUUGGAAUCAUGAAGGGAGCUUAGUUUUUGCUUUUUCUAGUUUUUUUUAUUCUUGCACUAAUAAUAAAGCUGAGCUUAGAGCAGUUGUAGAGAGAAUAGAAAUUUGUUGCCAGAGGGGGCAUUUUUUCAUUGAUUUAGAAUGUGACUCUUUGGUUGUGGUUUCUUGGUUGGUGGGUAGAUAUUGUACAGUAUGGUACCUCUGGGAUUUUAGGGACCAGUUGAUGAGUCCCUUGGAGGGUUUUGAGAUUACCAUUAUGCAUUUAAGUAAAGAAGGGAAUAAAGUGGCCGAUGAGUUGGCCAGAUGUGGUGCAUUGGGGGAAGAGUUUCUUGUUUCGGAGGUUGCUCAGCUUACACGUUCUUUGCAAGGUUUAUAA
Juglans regia (Persian walnut) is the source of this 576-nucleotide messenger RNA. RefSeq names its product ribonuclease H-like. The record is from RefSeq and is a predicted model, not a curated record. Bases 1 to 576 code for a protein of 191 amino acids. NCBI's taxonomy places the organism in Eukaryota, Viridiplantae, Streptophyta, Magnoliopsida, Fagales, Juglandaceae. The transcript has a single exon. Gene Ontology annotation, molecular function: RNA-DNA hybrid ribonuclease activity; nucleic acid binding.